Messenger RNA from Aspergillus saccharolyticus JOP 1030-1, 1557 nucleotides. RefSeq lists its product as uncharacterized. The transcript has 4 exons. NCBI's taxonomy places the organism in Eukaryota, Fungi, Ascomycota, Eurotiomycetes, Eurotiales, Aspergillaceae. Bases 294 to 1376 code for a protein of 360 amino acids. The record is from RefSeq and is a predicted model, not a curated record.
UGCGCGCCAAUGUGCGCCACGGUUCUCUGGCAAAGCCAGUCCUAAAAUCAUCUUAACUACUGCCAUGGCUGCUGUUGGCUGCUGCCACUGCAAAGCUUUGUCGAGUGCUAGCUGCUUGCUUAUUCUUGCCAAGUGACCAUUCGACAGCGUCACGAAACCGUAUUUUCCCGGGGUUUGAAAACUUAUCGAACUGCAACCCCAAAUCUCAACUUUUUCAUCCCUGCUGAGAUAUAUCUACUACUCCCACUUCGCAAUGGAUCAAUGAGAUAGAUCGGGAUGUGCUCUCUGUCAAGAUGGGUUCUGACAGUUCUACCAAUGCCGGCCCGGCCCUGAUCAGUGGCCUUUGGGCGGCAACUGGCAUCACUAUCUUCAUCCUCAUUCUGCGCGUCAUCGCUAAGUUUAAAAUUCGUCACUUUCACAUUGACGAUGUGCUGAUGAUUGCUGCCAUGAUCCUUACCAUUUCCUCCAUGGGGCUUCUGACCCAUUCGGUUCAUCAUGGCUUCGGCAAAGACCUUGUGACUCUGGAUUUGGUAGAUUUGGAAGCAGUGUUGAAAGACAUUGCGAUUCAAGUACCGCUCGUCACCUUCAGCACCGGCAUUGCCCGCUGUUCCUUCGUUCUCUAUCUUCUCGGUAUUCUCGGCGGCAAAAAACCAUACCAGAUCACAUUGUGGACAGCUAUGAUGCUGCAGCUAGUAUGCAACAUUAUUGCCGCCGUUCUACCACUCAGUAUCUGCCGCGAUGUUCGGGCGCUUUGGAUUCCUGGAACGAAGACAACCUGCGGCAACACCGUCGCGGUGAUCCACUUUGCUUACUUCCAGUCCUCUGUUAACACGGCGACCGAUUUGUUCCUCGCAGUUUUCCCCACCGUGAUAUUCUGGAAUCUGAAUCUGAAGCUGCGCAUCAAGAUCAGUUUGAUUCUCUUGCUCAGUUUGGGUAUUGUAGCCAUGAUUGCGUCCAUCAUUAAGACGACCAAGCUCAACCAAGUCCCUAGUGUGACCGACAUCGGGGCAUCGGGAGGAGUGGAACUGAUCCGCUGGGGUUACACCGAGAAUCUCAUCAUCAUCCUGACUUCGUCAAUCCCUUGUAUCAGACCGCUUCUCAUCUCCUCUGUGAGGAAGUUCUCCAGCAAUGCCAAGUCACGCUCUUAUGAACUCACUGGGCCUUUGACCGGCAACAAGAACAAUACCCAGAAUGGCACUUCGCCCUCACAGAACCAGGAACGCAGGGAUGAUGACGCCGAUAGUGUGGAGCAGAUCCUGCGCGACGCCUACCAGCAGAAUUCAGCAUUGGAGGCCGGUCACGGUAUCACAAAGCAAGUCGAAAUUUCGGUAGUAUCUGACGACUCGUCUUUCGGCGAUAAUAGACGGUCGCCGUAAUCUACUGGAGCGAGACCUUACACUCUUUUGGAAUCUUUUCUUUUUUUUCGUUCUUUCAUUGGGCAUGCCUUUCCUCUUCGCAUGUGUGACAUCUAGAGUACUAUAUUAUUGAUGACGACGGACUUGACUGUCAUGGUAGGCAGUCUACGACAAUAAUUAAUGAAUUGAUUUACACGUGAAA